Molecule: messenger RNA, 1326 nt
Organism: Morone saxatilis (striped sea-bass)
Lineage: Eukaryota; Metazoa; Chordata; Actinopteri; Moronidae
Gene: med6
Product: mediator complex subunit 6
Exons: 7
Coding region: 152-739 (195 amino acids)
Biological process (GO): regulation of transcription by RNA polymerase II
Cellular component (GO): mediator complex; core mediator complex
Molecular function (GO): transcription coactivator activity
Source: RefSeq, a predicted model, not a curated record
UCUUAUCUUAUAAUUUGUAGACAACCUUCUUGGGAUAUCCUGGGUGGACAGCGGUUGGGUACCGAUACUUAACCCGGGAAACGUACUGGAGUACUUCUCGGAGAGAAGCAACCCCUUCUAUGACCGAACCUGUAAUAAUGAGGUAGUGAAGAUGCAGCGGCUUACUCUGGAACAUCUGAAUCAGAUGGUGGGAGUGGAGUACAUUCUUCUUCAUGCUCAGGAGCCAAUUCUUUACAUAAUCCGUAAACAACAGAGGCAGUCACCAACACAAGUCAUUCCCAUGGCUGACUACUACAUCAUAGCAGGAGUGGUGUAUCAGGCCCCGGACCUGGGAACAGUUAUCAGCUCCAGAGCGCUUUCUGCUGUACAUGGAAUCCAGUCUGCUUUUGAUGAGGCCAUGUCAUACUGCCGCUAUCACCCUUCCAAAGGAUACUGGUGGCACUUUAAGGACCAGGAGGAGAGAGAAAAAACCAAGCCCAAGUCUAAGAAGAAAGAGGAACCGAGUUCACUGUUUCAGAGGCACCGCGUUGACACACUGCUUCUGGACCUCAGGUCCAAGUUUCCACCAACAUUUUACCAGCCUAAGCCUGGGGAGAAGCCUAUUCCAGUUGAGGUGAAGAAAGAGCCCGAACCCCCCACAGAAACUGUAAAACAAGAGGAAAGAGAACCAGCCACAAAGGCCUCCGCCCCGGCUCCACCAAGCAAACCGCCUCCUGAGAAGAGAGCACGGCUACAGUGACACUCUUCUCUCACUCUGUGAAGAUGGAGCAAGGAAACGUGAUGUCCUACAGCACUAACUCGGGAGAACAGCUUGGGAGUAUUUUUGUUCCCUCUUCACUCUGCUCAUUUGAUCAGUUUACAGGAUGCUAAUAAUGAGCUGGCACAAAAAGCGUCAGUUGCUUGUCUCGGUGCCAGGGCUGCUUUUACACUGUAACAUAAGUCCUGCACACGUGAUAGGUUUGGCAUCAUGGACACUUGAGGCAGCUGCACUACGCACAGGGGGUUAAAUGCUUGAUGUCAGCAGGCAUUUAGCAGUAUUCGCUAAGGAUGAGGUUUUUGAUGAUAAGCUGACCUCAGCAUCAGUGUCGGUUUACGGUUGACAUCAGCAUAAUAUUUGUGUUGUAGUGACUUCAGAGGACGGUUUAAUUCCCAGUCUGCUUUUCAGGGUGAUUUGUCAUGAAGCGUUAUCUCAUCUGAAAAAGCAAGAAGGAUUCUUGAUUUGAGCGCCUCUCUUUAAUUUCAAACACUUUCAUCUGUUUGUUUGUUUUUUUGUAAAGAAUUCUCUGCUUUUUGUGUUUUUUGUAUUAAAACGUUCCAGCUUCUGUA